GCUCGAAGCAUCCGCCCCGUUUCGGCCGCCGCCGCCACCACUUUGGAGAGGCCGAGAGCGCGUCUGCGUGCUCGACUUAAUCUUUGGCCACCUCCCUCAUCAGCCGUAGCAGACUGCGACGGUAACAUCGAGAAGACGAGCUCGCCCACGCCUUCUCGACGGACUCCCGUCCUCGCCACCGCCCGUCCAGGGGAGGAGGCAGAAGAGUGUGCAACUUUGAAGCCAGAAGAAUUGCUAGGUGAAUUUGAUCUGUAAUCCACGUCGAUCAUUUAAGGGUGUUUUCAGUUGUUUUCAUUGUCAUAAUUCGAAGUUGAAUCAGCCUUUGAGGGGGUCUAGAGUGGAUUUAUGCAGUAUGGGCAGACAUGAGGGCACUUUGCUGCUUACAUAUUUGGCAGAGAUUCAAAAUGGGGAGCCCCUUUUCUUCUCAUCAAAUUCCCUUCCUGUAAAGGCAUACAAUUUUGAACCUGCAGGGCAUGCAUUUCAUUUUGCUGCACUUAAACUGCUGGGAUUGUGGGAUGAAGAAGAUGCUGAAACUGAUGGACAAAGUGUUCAAUCAGAUGACAGGGGUCAAGAGCAUUUACCAUCUUCAGAUUCUUAUGGCAGUAAGGGCAGAAAGAAAUCUAGUGCUGGAAGCACUCAAAAAGACCAUUACGCACUCUUGGGCUUGGGGCAUUUGCGGUUCCUAGCUACUGAGGAUCAGAUACGAAAGAGUUACCGUGAGACUGCAUUGAAGCAUCAUCCUGACAAACAGGCUGCACUUAUUCUUGCUGAAGAAACAGAAGAGGCUAGACAGGCUAAGAAGGAUGAAAUAGAAAGUCAUUUCAAAGCUAUUCAGGAGGCGUAUGAAGUCCUAAUAGAUCCAGUUAAAAGAAGAAUAUAUGACUCAACUGACGAAUUUGAUGAUGAUAUUCCAACUGAUUGUGCUCCACAAGAUUUCUUCAAGGUUUUUGGGCCAGCAUUUAUGAGAAAUGGAAGAUGGUCUGUAAGUCAGCCUGUUCCUCCUCUAGGAGACGAGAACACAUCUAUGGAAGAUGUGGACAGUUUCUAUAAUUUCUGGUACACUUUUAAAAGUUGGAGGGAGUUCCCUCAUGCAGAUGAGUUUGAUUUAGAGCAAGCUGAGUCUCGUGAUCAUAAGAGAUGGAUGGAGAGGCAGAAUGCAAAGUUGAGGGAGAAGGCUAGAAAGGAGGAACAUGCACGGGUUAGGGCCCUUGUUGACAAUGCUUACAAGAAAGAUCCUAGAAUUCUGAGUUGGAAGGAAGAGGAAAAGGCUGAGAAGAAGAGAAAGAAGGAGGCAAAAAUUCUGGCAAGGAAGUUGCAGGAGGAAGAGGCAGCAAAAGCUGCCGAAGAGGAAAGGCAGCAAAAGGAGGAGCAAGAGAGGAAGAUGGCAGAAGCUGCUCUGAACCAGAAAAAAAUAAAGGAAAAAGAGAAAAAGCUCUUGCGCAAAGAAAGGACUCGUUUGCGCACUCUCUCUGCACAGUUGGUCUCAGAGAAUUUGCUUGAUCUUUCAGAAGAUAUUGUGGAAAGUAUAUGCAUGUCAUUUGACCUGGAGCAGCUCAAGCUUCUUUGUGACACGAUGGAGGGUAAGGAGAAAAUGGAGAGAGCCAAGUUGCUAAGGGAUGCACAGGGUGGAAGCAGUUCAGAUGUGAUGAAAAAAGGGAAGACUACCAGUUUUCAAGACCUAUCUCUGAAACCUAAUGGCACUGUAACAGAUGCCAAGGUGGGUGGUCCAUUGAGCAACUAUGAGAAGAAAGAGAGACCAUGGGGAAAAGAAGAGAUCGAGAUGCUUAGGAAAGGCAUGCAGAAGUAUCCAAAGGGAACCUCCCGAAGGUGGGAGGUCAUUUCAGAAUACAUUGGUACUGGGAGGUCAGUUGACGAGAUCCUGAAGGCCACAAAGACGGUCCUCCUUCGGAAGCCCGACUCUGGAAAAGCUUUUGACUCUUUCCUUGAGAAAAGGAAGCCAGUUCAAACCAUCUCUUCACCUCUUUCGACCAGACUGGAAACAGAGGCCCUCCCUGUUGAUGGAACUCAUGCUGCAUCUUCUAGAACAUCUGCAGGCGACCAGAAUCCAUUAGAGGUUCAAGCUUCCAAUGGAGUUCCUGCUGCCGUGGAUCAAGAUGCUUGGUCUGAAACCCAAGAACGAGCCCUUAUCCAGGCUCUGAAAACAUUCCCAAAGGAUGUUAACCAACGCUGGGAACGCGUCGCUGCUGCUGUGCCUGGGAAAACUAUGAUACAGUGCAAAAAGAAGUUUGCUUUGAUGAAGGAGAGCUUCAGAAGCAAGAGAAACACCGAUCAGUAACUUACCAUUAAGAGAUUCCAUUCCUAUGAAGCAGAUUUUGUUUCCAACGAUAGGUAAAAAUGUGCAGCAGAGCACUCUUUCCCCUGCCAUGGAGGAACGUUCCAAGAGUGUAUCAAAUCGUCAUCAUCCUACCUAUCGCAUCCAGAUUUUUACAAUUGAUUCUCCAAAGCAAGACCAGCUCACAAUCAACAAAACCACACCAUAUUCUAUCUAUCAGUCACUCGGUCUGAAUUUUUAAGCAAAUCACAGCUAUUGACAAUAUUAUUCCCUCUUUUGGUAGUCUAUAUACGAGUCUUUCUUGUCUCCGAUAGCUGAGUUACCUUAUGCCCUUGCUGAAUGCUUUUUGUUUGUGUUUCUGGAUAUCAUCAUGCAUUCCAGCUACACCCUGUUCUUCUUUACGGUCGCAAUAAACUGUCUUAUGAAAUACUUGAGGAGGUGCAAUUGAUGCCAUCUUUGUGAAUCCAGCAUCCGAUACUAGGCUUUUUG
Molecule: messenger RNA, 2782 nt
Organism: Musa acuminata subsp. malaccensis (wild Malaysian banana)
Lineage: Eukaryota; Viridiplantae; Streptophyta; Magnoliopsida; Zingiberales; Musaceae
Biological process (GO): 'de novo' cotranslational protein folding; regulation of translational fidelity
Cellular component (GO): cytosol
Molecular function (GO): ribosome binding; Hsp70 protein binding
Source: RefSeq, a predicted model, not a curated record